UCCCAGCUCUCAGUAUCAUCACCGUAUAUGGAUUUAUGAACAUCACACCACAGCAAACAACUCAUUUUCAUUUUUCUUUUGUUUUUUCAAAACCAAAUUUGAAAAACCAUCCCCUCCUCUCCAUUCCCAAUGGGAACAACAAAGAGGGGAGAGAAAUAGAAAAUUUCAACAACCGAACCCAUUUCUUCCAUUCUCUCUCUCUCUCUCUCUAUUACUCUUUGUUUGAUGUUGCACAGAUCAAUCUCAUCAUCCCCUUUUCACGUUUUUAGAUAAUAUAUAUAUAUAUAUAGAUUCAUUCAUUAGAUAGAAGAAUUGCUAGAAUUUGAGUUAUGGGUACAGAGGUGUUGCGUCCUCAGGAUUGUUUGAUCGAACGGGUCAGAGUUGCUCCGGCCGUUUUUCACCACCGCCGGAAAAACUUUGUUGUCCCUGGAAGCCAAUACCCGAACCCCAACCCUAAGUCCACUAGCCGUAAACCGGCAGUUCGGCCGGAGCAGAGAAAGCGAUCCGAACCGUUGAUUUCGAAUAGAUCGGCGAGUUUGGCUGAUCUGAAGAAGAGUCACAACCAUCUCGUGACGGGACAGGUGACGAUUCUCAGGAGAGGCGAGUCACUCGAUUCGAAGAUCGGAGAUCACAACCGUGGCCCGGCGACGAAGAGUUCCGGCGACGAUCUGGUUUUGUACGGGUCGAAGAUGUUGGGUCCGGAUCCGGGAAUGGUCCGGAAGGAGAUCCAGAUCGGAGAACUCAGAUCCGUUUCUCUCUCUCCUCCGGUGUUCUCCUCCGUCGACCGGGAGUACGCCGGAUCGGCGUUUUCGAUGUCGCCGUCGCCGAGAUCACUUCCUCUGCCGUCGUUCUUCAACAAGAAGCAAGUCUCGAAGGUCGCCGUCGACGGCGACUCCGCCACCAGAGACCUCCGGCGACUUCUCCGGCUGGACUGAAGCUGAAAAACGCUGUCGUUUUUUCUUCAAGGAUUGGUAGAUCUAGAAGUAUCUAGAUCCGUAUUUUUAUGUGGUAUUUUGGUUCGUUCGAUUUCGAGGUCUAGCCUUUCCGUUAUUUUUUGAAAUGGAGAGGGUAAAGGUGUAUGAAAGUCGAGAUGUGAAUCAAGGAGAUGGGGUGUUAAUGAAAAUUAUGUUUUAAAUGUGGGGUUAAUUUAGAAUUUUGGAGUUAAAGGAGUUGAUCAUGGUAUGUAGUAUGGGAAUGGGGGGGGGGGGGGGUUUACAUCAGCAAUAUGAGGAAGUGUGAGGGUGGGGAUGUGAAAAAUGUUCUUUCUGCUGGUGUUUGUGUUGAUGUUGAUGUUGAGAUUGGGGUCUCAUCUGUAUCUGUCUUCUCUUAUGUUAAAUGUAUGGUUGAAUGUUUUUGGGGGGUUAAAUUUGGGCUGAAUUUGGUUUUCAUUUCAUUUUCUCUUUUGUUAAGAGAAUUUCUUGUGUAGUUUCUUCCAUGAUUUUUCUCUAUGUAAGUUUGGUCUUUUGUGUACAAAGAAGUAGAGGAAUCUCCUCUUCAUAAUAAAUUCAUGAAUAUUUGGGUUUGUCA
Molecule: messenger RNA, 1527 nt
Organism: Camellia sinensis
Lineage: Eukaryota; Viridiplantae; Streptophyta; Magnoliopsida; Ericales; Theaceae
Source: RefSeq, a predicted model, not a curated record